This is a messenger RNA of Thlaspi arvense, 1725 nucleotides long. Lineage: Eukaryota; Viridiplantae; Streptophyta; Magnoliopsida; Brassicales; Brassicaceae. The record is from the annotation of a GenBank genome assembly.
UUUGAGCACUUCGCUCCAUCUUCACCCUCCAUAAUACCUGUAAAAGAAAACAGGCAGCUUCCUAGUAACACUGAGAGAUUGAGAGUGUUCGAAAAGACUCUCUCAGUGCCUGUGAUGCGAUUUUAUCUCUGUCUCUAUCCAUUGGGUCUUUCAAAAUCUAUCGGAUACUGAUGGGUCUGUGAUUCCAAGCUUGGAGACUGAAGAAGAGAAGGUUAAUGAUUCAUAAGUUCAUAUACAUCAAAACCUUCUUCUCCUAAGAUAAUGAUUCAGGAUUCAAGAAUACUUGUUGCACAACCUGUGGCCACAAAAGGUUGCAAUUUUCUCAUCAAGGGGACUCGAUUCAAUUUCUCCUGCGAUUCUUAAGAUAUUUCAAACCCUUUUAUACAUUUCAACAUCGUUCAUAUAGUGUAUUUGGGUGAGAGGCAGCAUGACGAUCCUGAGCUUGUCAGGGAAUCUCAUCAUCAAAUGUUGUGGUCACUUCUUAGAAGUAAAGAGGAUGCUCAUGAUUCAAUGGUGUACAGUUACCGACAUGGCUUCUCAAGAUUCCCAAGCUAAGAAGAUAGCAGCACCUUACAACGUCGAAAUUAGAAAAAAACGAGAGAUGGUGAAACGGGGCGGCACUAAGACGAAAGCUAGGAUGGAGAAGAUUGAGAAGAAAGAAUCAAAGGCGGUCACUCACUCCAAACGUCAUCAAGGACUCUUCAGCAAAGCCUCGCAACUAUGCCUUCUCUCCGGCGCACAGAUAGCCGUUUUGGCGACUCCUCCUUCUUCAGAGUCCAACGCCUCCUUCUACUCCUUCGGCCACUCUUCCGUGGACGCCGUCGUUUCUGCUUUUCUCUCGGGAAAUCGUCCUCCUCCUGUUGGGGAAGAGCCGAGAGAAGACGCUGGAAUAUGCUUGGCUCGCAAGCAUUUAGGGUUAGGGAUGUGGUGGGAGGACGAAGCUCUCGCUAGAUCGGAGAAUCCGCAAGAGUUGACGGAAGCUAUCAACUCCAUAUCGUUUCUGAUGACAAAAUUCAAGGAGUUGCGAAAGGGAGAAGCUUUCUGUCAACCUAAGAAUCAUCAAAGAGAUUUGAAGAGGGGCGAGGACGAGAAGAUCCCUGAUCAAACCCUAAUUCGUCAAUCCGAUUAUCCAAUUUCUCGCAUGGUCCCUGAUGAUAUCGUUGCAGUCCAUGAUGAUUCACCUUCGAUCACUGAAGAGCAGAGUGAGAUACUUGCGCUUUGUGACAGUUUCUGUGUUACAGAGGAGGAGGAGAACAACAACAUCAACAUGGACGACAGUGUUUUGACUGGAGGAAGCUUUGAUCAAGAGAUGGACUUUGAUUUCGAUACGGCUUUUGAUUCUUCCGCGUUCAAUGAAUGGCCCUUGGAGAGUAAUCCGAUACUUGAUGAUGAUGUCUCAACGGAUGCAAAUCUCAUCUCUGAUUUUCAAGCUUCUGAUGUCGACGAAGCUUUUGAUACUUCUGCAUUCCAGAAUUGGCUUUUCGAGAAGGAGACUAAGGGAGCGUUGGAUCAAGAUAAUCGACGCUUCUCUGAUUCGUUCAACACCAUUGCUGCUGUUUGAAGAAGAUAACAGAGAUUUCUAAUAUGUAAUGAACUGUUUGACAUCUUCGCUUUGUAUAUUAUUAAUGAUAACAUUUUGAGUUCUGUCUUAUGAUGUUUUGCAUUAGUUAGUUUCCAAAUCCAAAAUCAUCUCUUUUUAUGAAUCUAGAUACUCGGAGAAACAAC